Molecule: messenger RNA, 561 nt
Organism: Dermacentor silvarum
Lineage: Eukaryota; Metazoa; Arthropoda; Arachnida; Ixodida; Ixodidae
Exons: 4
Coding region: 54-485 (143 amino acids)
Source: RefSeq, a predicted model, not a curated record
UGGCUUGCUUUUUCGGCUCCAAGGUGACGACUACAGCGGACUUCGACGCCAAAAUGCCGCUGGCGCCGGGCGCCGAGCCGUCCUGGGCGGUACGCCUGGCCUUCUACAGUUGCAUCCCGGGCGGACUCGAAGCAGCCCUCGACACCAAGAUCGCAGAAGAGUACAAAAGCGCGCUCAAUCAACCAUGGACAGCCGAUGAAGCCGCGGGCAUUCGAGUGCCAUACGGCCUGCGGAAAUCGGCGCUCGAGAUCUUGGCUCCUGCAACAACACUGGCUACGCUGGACGCCGACUACCUAAGCCUCCUGCACAAAGCUGCAGUCUUGAACCUCGUACGAACGGAAGAAGAGCUGAGUGGGUUGAAUCAGGAAGCAACUAUUAAAAAUGUGCCGGCUGACAACGCUGACUUGAAGGCAAUCGAGGCCAGCAUCCCGAAGCGGAAGGCGCAGCUCCUGGUAUGGGUCAGCUACUCACCGCCGCAUACUUGAGUGCCCCAGCACAAAGAUGCCUAACUUCGUGGUGCCAGCUAUCCCCAAUAUGGAGCCACCUCUAAAUAAAUUGGUU